Molecule: messenger RNA, 1226 nt
Organism: Rubroshorea leprosula
Lineage: Eukaryota; Viridiplantae; Streptophyta; Magnoliopsida; Malvales; Dipterocarpaceae
Source: the annotation of a GenBank genome assembly
AUCAUACAGGUUGAUUGCUCAUUUGAGCAUUAUAGACAAGGCAACCUGCAGUUUGCUUGAAGAUAACUAUGGAAAAACAGAAGAUCUCUAUAUACAGAGAGAGGUUGGACAAGACUUUGGCAUCUGCUGAACUAACAAAUGAGGAGACCCUGGAAAUCCUUAUCAAGAAUCAAAUCCUUCAAACUUCACAACAUGAGAAGGAUGGAUUUAGCGAGAAUGUAUUGAAAAAAAGGACUGCUGAAGUGUCCAAUUUUCUGAACAUGUUAAGGAGUGCAUCUGUAAAUGAUCUAGAGUUGUCAAAAACCCGUGAGGCUUCACAUGGUGAAUGGAAAGUAUGAUUUCUCAUCAGAAUGCUCUUCUUUGUCUUAUUGUCUUUCUAUGACCCUUUCUCAAUAUAAAAAUUCUUAGUGAUAACUUUUUCUUUUUUAAAUUUUCAUUUAUCCCUGAAAAUAGAGAAACUGAGAAAGUCAUGGUUAAUGAGCACCACGUCAUCCAGUUUCUUAGUAUCUAAUUCGUGGUCAGGCAGCUCAAUAAUUCAAACUUCUUCCUUGAAGACACUUUGUUAACUACACAUUUAAAAGUCAACUGUCUCUCAACCUAUUCAAAAAAUUUCAUAUUAAGAGUAAUUUAAUUAACUUGCCUAUAUAGAAUAUUUGUUACUUUUUCUUAUCAUUACUGCUCUUUUGGAGGUCAGUUAAAACAGGAUAGUGAAGAGUUCCGUGUCAUGUAUCGUGAAGGACCUCAAGGCACUCCUUUUCAUAGCUUACUUGUUGAAGGCUAUGUGGAUGGACCUGUAGAUGUUUGUAAGUUUGUUGGAUGAUUUUGGAAAUAUAGAUUUCUUCCUGUGAUAACGAGGAAACAAUUGUGCCAAUAACUUCAGGCUUUUAAUGCCCCUAUCAUUUUGUCAGUAACUUUUUAGAUAAGUUCCAUUUUUCUUUGCAGGUUUAUGCAUCUCUUGGGAGUCAACACUGUACAUGAAAUGGUGAGAAGUGUUUCUAUCCAUAUGUAUUGUUUCUAUUGACCAUAAAAACAAUUAUAGAGAAAUACCAUGCUCUGGUUUUUGGAUCUAUGUGAGCAUAUAUUCUAGUGUUUUUUGUUUUUUUCCUUUAUGGUGUUGGACUAUUGUUAUAGCAUCAUUAAGUGCAUUGAAAACUGGUGUUAUGGUUGUGAGUCUCCUUUCCUGGUUUUAUAAGUUUUCUUGAACUCAAUAAGGUAUCUAUAUCUGU